ACAACGUACUGCAGUACCCGCGGCAAGGAUCUUCUUCUUGAUGCCGGUCUUCUCUUCCAACUUCCCCAGGAAGUCUGUGACCACGUUCUUCUCGUUGAGGAAGUUCUCUGCUCGCUCUUUGAGCGAGGAGAGGAAGGUGAGCAGGCCCAUGUCCGCAAUCGCACCAGAGUGCAGGCUGCAGGCAAGAGGAAGACGAGUGCUGGGGCUCAGGAUUAAUCCUCCACGUCCACCUGCUGCCCGCAGGGGGAGGAGACCAGGCAGGAAAGGGCGCCGUCUUGUGGUACUAAGCCCCCCGGAUGUCUGGUGCCCAAUUUGGUGAUCCAAAGGAGCUCCGCCCUGUGGCGUUGGGCGAGGCUCCAUUUGGGAUCCGUCUCUACGACAGUCGCCCGGACGGAAGACCACCCAUGCAGGAGAAAAUGCUGAACCAGGCGGUGGGUUUUGGUGUGGAGGAGAGUGAUCCACCAAAGCAGAACACCUUCUUCGUCCCAUAGUCCGGGGCACCACGCUGAUUGGUCACAUCCGGGCCUUUACCUCAUCCCUCUGCCUGCACCCGUACCACAAAGACCUCAGAUAGGAGGUGCACACUCUUUAUGUUGUCCUCAGUGUUGGUUAUUUUUUUCAGUAACGAGUAAUCUAAUUACUUUGGAACUCUGUUGCCGUUACUGAGAAUGUGAAGUGGCUCGUUACUCCAGUUUGGUUGAAUGAAGUGCAAAGUGUCAGGUUUCGGCCACACAGAAAGAGAGAGAAGGGAUGGGGAUGAUGACGCCGUUGUAAAUGCGCUAAUGCUAAGGCUGGGUGGGCGGAUCAUGCCCUGCUCACGCUGUUUCACUGCACACUCUGACUGACACACAACAAGGCGGCGAUAAUAGACAGGCUGUAGCCAGGAAAAUGUAAAGAUAGCGUUCUAAAACUGGAAGAACCGGCACUACUUUUUGCUCAUUGAAAUGAAAGGCAAUGUUCAUGUUACAUGCACGCUAUGUCCAGGAAAGAAGUGUUUAUCCAUGUUGGCCUCGACCAAGUCAAAUCUUUUGAAGCACCUCACAUCUACACAUGCUGACAUGACACAUGACACACACACUCUGUUAAAACAAGCAACACUCGUUUUUUUGAGUCAGCAACAGGUGACCGAGGCCGACCUUUGUCACCACAUUUAUUGCCAGGUAUGUUGUUGAAAACAUGCUACCCUUGCCCACUGUGGAGUUUGAGUCAUUCAUCAUUGAUAAAAUACCAAUAUGAGGAGCAGGGCCGGCCCGUGGCAUAGGCCGUAUAGGCAAAUGCUAAGGGCGCUGUCCAUCAGGGGGCGCCACGCCAGUGCCACAAAUGUUGGAGGAAAAAAAAAAGAAAAAAAGUUGGUACUAUUAUUUCUAAAUACAAAAAAUAAUCCCACGUUAAUUAAAAUACAAAGUAAAGCCUAUUUAAUAGAAAUAUUAUUUGUCACAACAUUACGCCCCCCGCCCCCCCAUCCCCCCGCACGGUGCGCCCCCUCCCUUCCCGUAUCAUGACUCUUACCACAUCAAAAAAUCAACACAAGAUGUCAAAACGGCCAAAACUGUCAGGUGCCCAGGGAAGAAAAAAGAGAAAAGAAGAGAAGGAGAAACAAGAAAAAGACAGAGGUAGCAGGUAGCAGGUUGCUGUUUUAUUAAGGUUUCUCACCGUGUGAAGAACAUCUCUACGACCAUUCUUUACAUCAUACAGUUUAACAAUGAGGACAUUUAUAGAGGAAAACCUGACUACUUUAUUCAUGGCCUCAUUUAAUCAAGCAAAGAAUGAGUCAUGUGAUGGACGAAUCUGCUUGGAGGAACAAUUGUGAGCAUGUGGGCUGUGAGCAGGCCAAGAUGGCAUCCAUGAACCAGCUCGGUCGAUUUACUUUGCAUUGAACUUGAAUUCUUUAUGAUUACUGAGUGAGUCUCCUGAAACGCCAUUCUGGUAAAGUAAAUGACUUAAAUGUGCACACAUCUGUCUUUGAGAGGACAUUUUCAGGGAAGGAAGGUAGUGCACUGGACUUGGUAUACAAAAUGAGGAGCAGCAUUCAACUAAUCUGCUCCGACCAUAGAAGUGAAACAUGCCUGGUAUCAAACAUGGAGUGGACUUCACUGUGGGCCAUGUUUUCUUUCUUGGCAGUAUGGAGAGCAAACAUGAGCAAGAACUUAGUGGGAAAACGAAAGUGAUCGUCAAGCAGGAGAGUCCCGACGACUACAUGAGGCGUUUCCACAAUGAGCGGGUCCCAGUGUGAGCUACCUGCUCAGGUAGAAAAGUGGACCACAAAGGAUGUCGCCCGCUGGCUGACCUCUGAGGUCCAAGUUGAUCCAACUUUUGCAGACAAGUUUGAAAAAGAAGAUGUGUGUGGAGAAUUCCUACUGACCUUUGAGAAAAAAGAAAUAUUGGAGAUGGGAAUAAAACAUGGCCCUGCAGUCAAAAUUGCCAGGUACUUGGAAAGGUUGAAGAAGAAAGAAGAAACAUGUUCGGGAUCUGAGUCCCGAAUGCCCUGCCUUGUUGAGCGGUGGACCAAGGAGGAGGUGUACCAGUGGUUGGUGAAGAACAACAACCAAUUUGCAGAGCAGCUCCUGCAGGAAGACGUCUCCGGAGAUUGCCUGCUUUGCUUUGGGAAGAAGGACUUCAAGGACAUCGGCAUCAAAACCGGCCCAGCUGUGCAUAUUCUGAAAAAACUGAGCGAGCUCAAAGACCAAAUGGAGCCCAACAUGAUCUCAGACCAACAGAAAGUGGUCGUGGCUAAAACACACAAGAAAGCUGACUCUAAAAAAGUGAUCCAAAAUGCAAGACAGAACAUUUCAGAUCCCAGACCGAACUCACAGAUUAAGCUGUCUAAGAGCAAACAAGUCAAGGACCCAGUCCAGCAGGUGGCCCUCCACAGAUCGACUAUUCAGAACAUCUUGGAGGAACUUGCAAAAGAUGACUUCAAAAAAUUUCAGUACUUUUUGCAAGACAAAAAAAAUGAAAAAAAUGUACGGAUUCCUUGGGGCAAACUAGAGAACAAGGACACGAUGGACACCGCCAAGUUACUGAGCGACCACCACGGUGACCAGGCUUUAACAGUAACACGAGAUGUUCUGGUCGAAAUCAAUCAAUACGAUCUUGCUAGCAGACUGGAAAAUAUCAUGGUUCAGUUAGGUCAGCUGAAAUGCUGCUCUGAAGAGUCUGAGUUAAAGAGAGAAUUCAACCAGGGAGAGAAACUAAAAAAUCUGCUGACGUGUGGUGGGAACUCCCUGGAGAGCUAUGAGAGAUUUGUUGUGGUGGCAAACAAGAGCAGUCCGGAACAAGUCCAGCAUCUCCAGUUUCUAACCAAACUCCAACUGUUGUGCGUCUUGGACUUUGACCCAAACUCCAAUAGACCUCACGGACUGUGUCACACCUACAAAGAGACACGAGUAGCCAAUCUGCACUCCCCAUCUCAGUAUCAGGGCCCAAUGAAUUCUGUGGUGAGCAGCCUCAACCUCUACGAUCAGACCAGCUGGGUCUUUUGCAACGGCAGACACGACUUGGAAAGUGAUGCCAACAAGGAGCUGGACUACACGACGUGGUUGAAGAAAUCUUGCAAAGAUGUCGAGCAGUUGGUUGCAUUUAUUUGCAACCAACUUCUUUGUUAUGGAAGAGGUCUCAUAGUUUUCCUCUUACUGUCGCCUGUGGACACGGACAACGACCCGUUUUUUGAGACCUACAGAUCUUUCCUAAAACACACAGAGGAGCAAAGCAUCAUCACUAUUUGUGAGUCAGCCAGUUCCUACGCCAAAUGGAAGGAGCUCAUUGUUGAAAAGUUUCAUAUUGACAUUGACCCGAUCUCCGUCUAUGAGCUGACUCUCAGCCAGGUCAACGGGACAGUGAUGGGGCUGGGACCGUUUAGCCAGUCGCCUGCAAAGCUGCUACCAUCGUCCGACUCCAGCUCCGUUGUCCUGAAGCAGAAAGAUGAAGACUUAUUGACUGCUUUGGACAUUUUGAGUCUGAAUCAGUGUGAAAAUGUUUUUGAGGACGAAAGCGGUCCAAAGUUUCUAAAAUUUCGAAUGCAAGAGGAGGAGGAAUUCUACCGAGGAGGUAAAGUGAAAUGGUGGAACUUUUACUUCUGUGACAAGGAUAGUAAGAAGAUAUUUGUCAAGCGAGACAAGUACCGAAAUGUGAUGGACAUGAUUCGCUCUCAGCACAAGUACAGCAGAAACGCUUGCGUGCUGCUGAAUUUCUUCCACCAUCCAGGCUGUGGCGCUAGCACAUUAGCCAUGCACAUCUUGUGGGACCUUCGCAAUGACUUUCGAUGUGCGGUGCUAAAAGACACCCCGCUACCUAAGGAGGAAGUAGCCGAUCAGAUUAUACAUCUCAUGAAGCUGGAAAGUGGAACGCCUUCUCCUGUCUUGCUUUUGAUGGACGAUCUAAAGGAGACAGAUAGUCUUUACGACCUUGUUAACUGCAUCCGCAAAGCAGUGGAGGACUCGGCCAAUGUGAACGUGGACCACUCACUUAACUGCAAAGUUAUCAUCCUGAACUGUGUUCGCUCGCACAGCCCAAAAGAACAGUACAAGCGUGACAACUCCACACAAUGCCAGUACAUCACCGCUUCACUGUCGGCGCAGGAGAAGGAAGAGUUUGAAAAGAAACUUGAAGAACUCCAAGAAACCCAUGAAAAGCCAGAAAACUUUUACACCUUCAUGAUCAUGAAGAGCAAUUUUGACCAGAAGUACAUCAAAGAUCUAGCCCGCAAUACACUGAAAAACUUUGCCAUCGAUACAGACGACGCCAAACUCUUCGCCUUUUUGGCCUUGCUGAACACGUACGUCCCGGAAUCGGGAAUUGCAUUGUCGCUUUGUGAAGAUUUUUUUGGGGUGAAAAUGGCACGCCACCCGGAGGACUGUGUGUUGGACACAAUGAAGAUCUACUCAAACGUCCUCAUUGUUGACAGAGUGGAAGAGUGCGGAGGCUACAAAACGCUUCGGAUCCUCCAUCAUACCAUAGCAGACGCCUGCUUGGAAGAGUUGGAGGGGGGCUACUCCUUGAUGGCCAGUGAUAUCACCUUGCAGAUGCUUCAUUAUGAUCUGUUUUUCAGCAAAGGCGUGGUCAAGGACAGACUAAUGGCGUCCAUUGAGCGAAUGUUGAUUAGAAGACGACGCAAAAAGGACAGUGAUGACAGAGAGCCAUUUUCUCCCCUCAUAGACAAAAUCCACCAGCAGCAGGGCGGGCAAACUGUGCAGGAGAUAUUUGUAAAAGCGUCCUCCAGAUAUAGUGAAAGAGCGUCUAUUCCACAGGCUCUGGCACGGUAUCUGUACAUCAACGAGCGAGACUUCCCUGAGGCGUUGAAGUGGGCCGAGAAAGCCAAGAACAUUGCGGCAAACCCGUACAUAGUAGACACGAUUGGACAAGUGUACAAAAGUAACCUGAGAUCAAAUAUGGACAAAGAAAAACAAGAAACGUCUCACAAUCCAGAGGACUUGCACACCAAUAUUUGCUUAGCCAUCAAUGGAAUUAGAGCUUUUCAACGCGCCCAAGAGCAAUCAGACAGAGAUGAUAAUUUUCAAGUGGAGAAGCCCGAUGACGAGUCAGAUGACUUCCCCCGAAAAUCAUACAAUAUUUUUGGCCAUGUGGGAGUACUUGAAAUGUCUUUUCUUGUCUUUGAGAUAUUGGCUAAGCUUCCUUUUUUCGAAGAACGUCACCCAAUGAAGAAGAAGUACUUGCAGAGUUUCCUGAACGGCUCCAUUCCGAUAAGUAGCGUUCACAAAGACGAUAACCAGGUCAAUAACAGAUAUGCAGAGAUCAUCAAGGAUCACGAGCAGUUCCUGGUCCACCUGAAACCUGAAGUAAAAAAGAAGUUUGACUUCCUCAACUGUUACUUCACCUACACCAAAGGAAACUCAGAGUUUGACAAAGUCAACAACAAGACAGUAUGUGACCACUUUAAAAAGUAUGUGAAUCUUUUCUGCACGGAGCCAAAGGAGCUGAAAAAAGUGAAAGACGACAAUCCCAAAUUGAACCUUGAAUUGUUAAUUGAAGAACGCAAAAAGUAUCUGGAGAAGACCCAAGCGGACACCUUCUCUGGAAUUCUUCAAUACUUGGACAGGUCUGCUGAAGAAAUGGAGAAAAUCGUGAAUUGUUACCUUUUUUUGCAACAGACAGUCAAACAAAAACAAAACAUUCAAAUGAAAAUUAAUUACAUUUUGGCAAAUGUGGUUCUUUACCUCCUCAAUCCAAAGUCUAAGCAUUUGCAGAGCUACCAGAAGCUGUGUGAUCUGCUUUUGGAGGCUCUGCAGGCUGUUGGACACCAUCACACCUGUCCAGACCCGUACUACCUGGCCCUCCUCAUGUUCUGGCCCACGCGGUCAGAGGAAAACUCAGAAAUCCGAACAUACGUCAGUGCCAUCCGCUCAUCGUCCCGCAAGCACAUGUCUAAAUUGUUCUACAAGAGAAGCACAGUUGCUCACCUGUACUUGGGAAGAGAGAAUGGACUAAAGAGACUCGUGUCAAAACCCAGUCUGGAUAAGAAUUUCCUUACCAAGAUGAAACGUGACUUUCUGGCGCAACUCUGGUGGAACGGAGACAUCUUUAAGGAGAAAGACAUUAGCAGCCGCCUGGUCCGAGUUGGCGGUACUAUUGAGCAGGGAGUAGUCUUUGCCACCUACAGUAGACUGAAGAUUCCUGUGCACCCUGCUCGCUGGAGCGGAAUUAGAAGCGGUUGCAGCACAGAGAAGAUAUCUUUUUAUCUGGGAUUUGCUAUCAAUGGGCCGCUGGCGUAUGAUAUUCAGUAUGAAAACUAGGUCAGAUGGUCUGUAUGUAAAUAUUCACUUUCUGUCUGAUGUCUUCCUUAGGCACAAAUAUACUGUUUAACAAAUAAAGGUGACAUUGAUUUUUCCAAAGGAUUGUCACACUUUUCUUCUUUUUUUUACUGAACUAACUGACAGGCAGUGACUCUGUUAUAUUCCUGAAAAUGUAUCCUACAUGGACCCAAUUAGGUCCCACCUUAAAA
This is a messenger RNA of Entelurus aequoreus (snake pipefish), 6958 nucleotides long. RefSeq names its product sterile alpha motif domain-containing protein 9. Gene Ontology annotation, biological process: regulation of apoptotic process. The transcript has 9 exons. Lineage: Eukaryota; Metazoa; Chordata; Actinopteri; Syngnathiformes; Syngnathidae. The coding region runs from base 2214 to 6749 and encodes 1511 amino acids. The record is from RefSeq and is a predicted model, not a curated record. Gene Ontology annotation, cellular component: cytoplasm. Gene Ontology annotation, molecular function: protein binding.